Molecule: messenger RNA, 1887 nt
Organism: Rhinopithecus roxellana (golden snub-nosed monkey)
Lineage: Eukaryota; Metazoa; Chordata; Mammalia; Primates; Cercopithecidae
Product: putative golgin subfamily A member 6-like protein 3
Exons: 10
Coding region: 1-1650 (549 amino acids)
Source: RefSeq, a predicted model, not a curated record
AUGAAACCAUGCAGAUGUUCAUAUUUUGGCGAGGUCAAAGGCAAAGCCAACGUGCAGCUUGGAGCAAAGAAGUUAAAAGAAUAUUGGCAGAGGAAGAGCCCUGGUGUUCUAGCAGGAGCUAACAGGAAAAAGAAAAUCAAUGGCAGUAGCCCUGACACAGCCGCUUCUGGUGGUUACCGCUCACCUGGGGAUUCAGCAACAGGUGUCUACAGGGAGGGUCCUGUGUCAUCUACUACCCUGAAAGAUCUGCAGAGGUUCACCAGCCCCUGUUACCAGGGCCCUUUCACCCUGUGCUUUGGGCAGGCUCACACAUUGAAGGAGGAGGAGAAGCAUGAGAUACAUCGGGUACAGAAGCUUGGGAGGAGCUUCUUCAAACUCGAACACCAGAGGGCUGAGCCCCGGGCCCCAGAUCCUCCAGCAGGGCCCUCUGAGGUGGAGCAGCUACAAGAUGAGACCAAACACCUAAGGAAGGAGCUGGAGAAUCUGGGAAGACAGCUCCAGGCCGAGGUGGAAAACAAUCAGAUGUUGAAUCUCCUGAACAGGAGACAGGAGGAAAGGCUGCAGGAGCAGGAGGAGAGGAUACGUGAGCAGGAGGAGAGGAUACGUGAGCAGGAGGAGAGGAUACGUGAGCAGGAGGAGAGGAUACGUGAGCAGGAGGGGAGGAUACGUGAGCAGGAGGGGAGGAUACGUGAGCAGGAGGGGAGGCUACGUGAGCAGGAGGAGAGGAUACGUGAGCAGGAGGAGAGGAUACGUGAGCAGGAGGAGAGGAUACGUGAGCAGGAGGAGAGGAUACGUGAGCAGGAGGAGAGGCUACGUGAGCAGGAGAAGAGGAUACGUGAGCAGGAGGAGAGGCUAUGGGAGCAGGAGUGGCUGCCAGAGCAGGAGAGGCUGCUGGAGGAGGUGAAGAAGCUCUUGGAAUGGGAGAGACGGGAGGGGGAGGAGGAGAAGCUGCUAGAGCAUGAGAGGCUGCUGAACCAGGUAGAGAAGCUGCUGGAAGAGGAGAGGCUGCGGGAGGGGAGGCUGCCAGAGCAGGAAAGGCUGCUGGAGCAGGUGGAGAAGCUAUUGGAACAGGAGAGGUGGCAGGAGGAACAGGAGAGGCUGCUGGACCAGGUGGAGGAACUGUUGGAACAGGAGAGGUUGUGGGAGCAGGAUGAGAGACUGCGGGAGCAGGAGAGGCUGCUGGAGCAGGUGGAGAAGCUUUUGGAACGGGAGAGGCGACAGGAGGAGCAGAAGAGGCUGCUGGAGGAGGAACAGCUGCUGGACCAAGUGGAGGAGCUGCUGGAACAGGAGAGGCUGCGGGAGCAGGAUCAGAGGCUGUGGGAGCAGGAGACACUGCGGGAGCUGGAGAGGCUGCGGGAGCUGGAGAGGAUGCUGGAGCUGGGGUGGGAAGCCCUCUACGAGCAGCAGGCAGAGCCACACAGCAGCUUCGAGGAGCUGAACAAUGAGAACAAGAGCGCACUGCAGUUGGAGCCGCAGGUAAAGGAACUGAAGAUGCUGGGCGAGCUGAAAGACAUGGUAACCUCUGACCCAUCCAAGAAGGGCUGGGAGGCAGGCACCAGCCUCUGGGGAAGGGAGGCGCCAGGCCAGAGGCAGCUGCAGCCUGCAAGCAGGAGCACCUGGAAGCUACCAGCCAGCAGAAACAGCAGUUAAAGCCCAGUUGAGCCUCAUGGCUCUCCCUGGGGAAGAAGAGAUGGAGGACAUCUGGACAGUGAGGAGGAGGAGGAGGCACCUCGGCCCAUGCAGAACAUGCCAGAGGACCGGGAGAGCCGGGAGGUCAGGUGGCAUUUUUCAACGACGCUGGAGCCAAUGCCCAGGAAUAGCAAAGGGUGUGCUGCCAGCCCCUGGCUCACCCAGUGGCUUCAUCCCAGAGGACCCCAGGGACUGGGG